Messenger RNA from Spirodela intermedia, 3143 nucleotides. Lineage: Eukaryota; Viridiplantae; Streptophyta; Magnoliopsida; Alismatales; Araceae. The record is from the annotation of a GenBank genome assembly.
AUGGCGGCUGGCGUUGUGCGCGAGUGGUUCGGUAUCCAGCAAUUCCCGGCUCCCACGCAGACCAAGCUUCACGAGUAUCUGGGGAAGCUCAAGCAAGAGGUUGAUGUUUCUCUUCCUUUCUCCAUCUCCUUGUUUUCAUUGAUUCAUUUUGUUACACCGUUUUCAGGUUUCCCAUUUCUUAUCUUAUUUUCCACAUACAGAAUGUGAACACAUUGACAAUUCUUGUGAUGGGGAAAGGAGGCGUCGGCAAAUCUUCUACAGUGAACUCCAUUUUGGGGGAGCGGGUGGCCACUGUCAGUGCUUUCCAGGUCUGUUGGAAUAGUAUCCGCGGCCUGUUUUUAAAGGAGUUUCAAUUAAAGUUAAUUCACGAAUUUUGUUUCGAUCUCCUGCUAUUUUUAUUGCUCUUGCAGUCGGAAGGGCUUAGGCCUAUGAUGAUCUCUCGAUCUCGGGCAGGCUUCACCUUGAACAUUAUUGACACCCCUGGGCUUGUAGAAGGCGGAUAUGUCAAUGAACAGGCCCUUGAGAUCAUAAAACGGUAUGUCUGGAAUCAAUAAAUUUCUGAGGACGCGUUUAUGGUCCCUUUUUCCUGGCUUAUCAGACAUAGCUCAAUAUUAUUAUUUUGUACCUAUCUUACUAGAAAAAAAAUCUUGGUAUAACUUUCUAGAUGGAGUAUACCCUUUGAGUGUGGAACAUGCCCCCAAAGUAUGGGUUUCGUUCUAAUUUCCGUCAAAAUUUUCUGGCAGGUUUCUUUUGAAUAAGACCAUUGAUGUUCUUAUCUACGUUGAUCGAUUGGAUUCAUAUAGAGUAGAUAACUUGGAUCGACAAGUCAUUAAGGCUAUCACUGACAGUUUUGGUAAAGCCAUAUGGAAGAGAGGCUUGGUUGUCCUCACGCACGCGUACCUUUCACCCCCAGAUGGACUAAGUUACGAUGAAUUUUUCACCAGACGCUCAGAAACCCUUCUUAAAAUUAUACGCUUGGGAGCCAAGAUCAGAAAACAAGAAUACCAGGUUCAUUGCCCUUUUCUUUUCAAAUUCAUUUUUUAUCACUGGAAUCUUCUAUCUUAGUUCAUUCCUUUGCGCUUGUAGUAUUUUUCUGGUUGAUGAAUAUAUCAUGUCUCAUGGUCUGUAAAGCUUGCCUGGCACUGGAUCUACUCAGAGGUGAUAAGAUCGAAGCCUAAUUAAGACCAAGUCUGUCUAAGCUGGCCAGGAUCAAUCUUCUGGGCUAGCACACUGCAUUUAAACCCUCAUCCAGAGCAUGGAUAUACAUUUCGGUGUCUAGAUACUAAGUUCCUGAAUAUAUCAUUAAAAAUUUAUGUCUUGCCAUUUUGUAUUGGAGCAUUCUCCCAGUAUUAUAUAUUAUGGAGAGAUAUCCUCAUUGGGCUCCUUAUCAAGAAUUUGUUUUAUCUUUUUCUCUAAAGAAUAGAUAUCGGUGUGAGAGAGUGGAACAGAUGGAUUUUCUGUAAAUGUAAGAUCCUCCCUGAUGUCAAACAUGGUCGAGUAAAUUAGGUCAAGGAAAUAUUAGCGCCGGGCAUUGUUUAUGUGUUUACAUGUGGAAGAACAAUGAACUGCCAGAUUGCGCUAUGUUUCUUACUGUUCAGCUUUUUAUGAGGUACUUGUUAUUCUCUUGUCUUAAAUCAUACUGAGGAAACCAUGUGACUCAUGAUUGAAAGCAAUCAUCUGAUUUGGGUAUAGAUCAAAACUAUGAUGUCAAGAUCAACUUUUUUUAAUUUCUCUUCCCACCAAUCAAAUGUCGGCCCAUAGUUUUUCCUUCUUACCUAUUGUAUUUGUGCCCUCUGCUUCUAGUUUUUCCUAUUACCAAUCGGAUUGCAUGGUAUCCUAGACCUUCACCAUUAGUUAAAAUAGUAUGAUCCAGCUUUCAUGGAGGGUCUUGGAAAACCACAUUUUUCUUCUGUGUUUCUCUUACCCUGGCAGGCAUUUUAAAGACAUUGAAAGGAUUCUCAUUUUAAAGACAUUCCGGGAGUUAUAAUAAACGGAGAAAUUAGUUUCUAAACAUUUUCAUUGAUGAUUCGGAGGUUGCAGGGGGGGGGUUUUCUAAUUAAAGUUAUUUUUUCAGCCUCUGGAAUCAAUUUAUUCGUUAUCAUUAAUACUAUUCUAGACUCUAUACCCUCCAGUUCAAUUCACAAAAACGCUUCUACCUCAUCGCCAGACCCUUGAUUACAUCAAAUAAUGAAACACGCUUCAGUUACAGACGAUGACCCUGAGCAUCGAUCAUUGGUCGAAAGAAAACUCAUCUUCAGCCCCUAACAGCCUCUCAGAUGAUAUUCUGACUUUGUUUUUGAGCGAUGAAUGGAUCAUAAUCUCAAACGAACGGAGCAAUCAGUUUCUAUGAUUCCUUUCAUAAUUCUGGUAUGCGCAAGGUAGGCUUUCAACUGAUUCAGCUAGACUUUUUAGCUUUUUGCAGCCAAUUUCUUCACCAAAAUUAGUAUCAUUCUUGAGUCUGAAACAUGUUUGAGCGAGAUUCAAAGAGAUUCAAGCAACCCUGAUGAAUUCAUGCUAUCAGAUUUUUUGGUUCUAUAGCUUUCCCUGGUGUUUUCUUAUGCGCCGUCUUCCUCCACACCAAAUACUAAUUUGGGAAACUUUCUUCUGUAUAUUUGAAGGACUCCGCCAUACCCAUAGCUCUGGUUGAGAACACCGGGAAGUGUGCCACAAAUGAGGGUGGCGAGAAGGUACCAUCUCUCUCUCUCUCUCUCUCUGUCUCUCUCUCUGUCUCUCUCUCUUAAUCUUAUUGAGAAAUCGUCUUUGGGAAACCAGGUUCUCCCGGAUGGCACAGUGUGGAUCCCCAACCUGGUGAAGACCAUCACCGACAUCGUCUUGAAUGGGAGCAAAGCGAUCACCGUUGACCAGAAGCUAAUCGAUGGGCCGAACCCGAACCAGAGGGGGAAGAUCUUCAUACCCCUCAUUCUCGCUCUCCAGGUGGGCGAGCCGCCCUCUUCCUCUUCCUCCCCCCCGAUUUCUUCAGAUUUUCACCAGAUGGGGCCGUCCCUUGACUGAAAUCUGCUCUUCCUCCGCAGUAUUUCUUCUUGGUGAAGCCGAUCAAACACAGGAUCAGGGAGGACAUCGCUCGGGAGAAGAAGCCCCUCUGGGAGCUCCGCGACAUGGGUCUGGCCGACGGCAAGUUCUGA